Messenger RNA from Pseudocercospora fijiensis CIRAD86, 573 nucleotides. RefSeq lists its product as uncharacterized. The record is from RefSeq and is a predicted model, not a curated record. The annotation marks the transcript as partial. NCBI's taxonomy places the organism in Eukaryota, Fungi, Ascomycota, Dothideomycetes, Mycosphaerellales, Mycosphaerellaceae. The transcript has a single exon.
CUGCGCAUACCUUUGAACAAGGGUCAUGAGGCCAUGCCUUACCUCUCCUGGCUGAUCGACAGCUAUGACGACCUUCCAUGGAUGGCAGUGUUCGUUCACGGCCACUUCACGUCCUGGCAUCAGUCAGACACCAUUACCAACCUUAUCAGGACUCUCAAUCGAACAUCGUUAGCACAUGUCGGCUACAUUCCUCUGCGGUGUGACUGGUAUCCGUCUUGCAGCAAAGAGAUACGCCCACAGCACCAUGAUGCUGUCUUUUGGGGUCCUGGGGUCAGGCGGAAGGAAACCGAGUUUGCCAUUGCUGGGAACUGGAGGCAACUUUUCCCGGGCGAGAAAUUGCCAGAGACUAUCAGUAGCGUAUGCUGUGCACAGUUUGCCGUGACCCGGGCAGCCAUUAAACGAAGACCCAAGAACGACUAUGUCCGGAUGCGAGAAUGGCUGGUCAACACUCUUCUGACAGACGAUGUGAGCGGUAGAGUCUUGGAAAAGCUCUGGGGCUAUAUCUUCACGGGUGAAGCAGUCCACUGUCCUCCACCGCAGCAGUGCGCAUGCGAGUAUUUUGGACAAUGCGAG